GUGCCAUACUCAGCAGCCAUGAAGUUCUCCCUUGCCGCCCUAGUUGUCCUGCUCGCUCUGGCACAUGGUAAGUGAAAAUUCUUCAUAACUGAAAGGAGCACUCUGUCGCUAGUUUCUCCCCUGUAGUAGCAUUCAGAAUUAAUUACACAAUCAUGGCUGAAACAAAAACACACACAGUUUGAUUUGUUUGUCUUCUUAAUUGAUUUUCUCGUAGAUUGCAUUCUGUAUGGAGAUAUGUGGUUCUAUAACUGCAUUUAACAUAUGUGCACUAUACACUGAGUGUACAAAACAUUAAGAACACCUGCUCUUUCCAUCACAUAGACUGAAUAUGUGAAUCCAGGUGAAAGCUAUGAUCCCUUAUUGAUGUCACUUGUUAAAUCCACUUCAAAUCAGUGUAGAUGAAGGGAAGGAGACAGGUUAAAUAAGGAUGUUUAAGCCUAGAGACAAUUGAGACAUGGAUUGUGUAUGUGUGCCAUUCAGAGUGUGAAAAUAUUUAAGUCCAUUUGAACAGGAUAUGGUAGUAGGUGCCAGGCGCACCGGUUUGUGUCAAGAACUGCAAUACUGCUGGGUUUUCACGCUCAACAGUUUCCAGUGUGUAUCAAGAAUGGUCUACCACCCAAAGGACAUCCUGCUAACUUGACACAACUGUGGGAAGCAUUGGAGUCAACAUGGGCCAGCAUCCCUGUGGAAUGCUUUCGACACUUUAAUAGUCCAUGGCCGAUAAAUUGAGGCUGUGUUGUUCCUAAUGUUUGGUAUACUCAGUGUAUAAUAUAAUAUUAAUGAGAGAUAUGCAACAUAUAGGAAUGUUAUAUUGCAGAGUCGGUGGAUAUAUUUAUAACUCAUGUAUUUUAAAUGACUGUAUGUAGAGAGGGUCUUGUAUGUGCUGUUGUAUGCUAUAUGGGCAUAAAUGGUUUGUGUACAAUGUGGGAAUAUGUUAAUGAAGUUAUCCUCUGGCUACCCAUAGGAAGCCAAGCAGCACAGUCCCCCGAGGUUGAGAAGCUGGCACAGUACUUCCAGGAUCUGUCAGCUCAGCUGACCUCCACCACUCAGGAGCUGAUGCAGAAGAUCCAGUCAGAGUGAGUGACAUUUUUUAAACUAUUAAAUGAUUUGAUAAACCUAUGAAGAACCAGCCCUCCCAACCCAGUCCUAAUUAUAAGAAUUGUGAAGAAAAAAAACAUAACUCAUCCUCAUUCUUUUACCUUAUAAUUUACAAUAAAGAAACAGCAGCCACAACUACUGCUGAAGAAUGGAUGGUUCGCAACAAUCAUAUACAUUCCAACAUUUGAUGAAAAAAGGCUAAUGACCUGCAAAUGCUUUAACAGGCAAUGUGUUUCGAUCCUAUUUUCAAAUAAUAUUUUUGGCACUCCCUUUGUUUAUAUUCAGACCACUAAUCACCCGCUCCCUUCCAAACAGGACAUUCGUAGAGGAUGGAAAGGCCCAGCUGCAGCAGAUCCAGGCCCAGCUGGCACCCCUGGCCGAUAACAUGCAGACCCAGCUGAAGCCCCUGGCUGAGAACAUGCAGGCCCAGCUUAAGCCUCUGGUCGACAACUUCCAGGCUCAGAUGGAAGACCUCUUCCGCAAACUGAUGGACCAGACCAAGUCCCUCGGCCAAUAA
Coregonus sp. 'balchen' is the source of this 1615-nucleotide messenger RNA. Lineage: Eukaryota; Metazoa; Chordata; Actinopteri; Salmoniformes; Salmonidae. The record is from the annotation of a GenBank genome assembly.